Messenger RNA from Vitis riparia (riverbank grape), 730 nucleotides. RefSeq names its product auxin-responsive protein SAUR21-like. The coding region runs from base 84 to 395 and encodes 103 amino acids. Lineage: Eukaryota; Viridiplantae; Streptophyta; Magnoliopsida; Vitales; Vitaceae. The transcript has a single exon. The record is from RefSeq and is a predicted model, not a curated record. Gene Ontology annotation, biological process: response to auxin.
GUUCCAAGUUUCCAUUCUUGUUCUACAGUAAGCUCAUUAGAUUCAUUCAAGAUCAUUUCCCUAAUUUCAUUCCAAAGAAGGAGAUGGUUUUCCGUAUGCCUUCAAUUCUUCAUGCCAAGCAGAUCCUCAAACUGCAAUCUCUUCUUACCAGAAGUCAGCUAUCUGUAUCAUCAACAACAGCUGAAGUGCCAAAAGGCCACUUUGCAGUUUAUGUUGGAGAAGCUGAAAAGAAGCGGUUUGUGGUUCCAAUAUCUUACUUGAACAAUCCUUUAUUCCAGAAAUUGUUGAGUCAUGCUGAGGAAGAAUUCGGCUUCAAUCAACCAAUGGGUGGAGUCACAAUCCCAUGCAAGGAAGAAUCUUUUGUUGAUCUAACUUCUCGUAUAAAUUCAUCCUGAGAGAAGGCGGUGCAAAAUGUUAGGAAAAUAGUUGGCACAUCAAGUCUGCUGUCUCUAAUUUUGACCCAAUCAAAUGAUUUCAUAGUUGUACAUAAAUUGGCAGAGGGAUACAAAAUUCAUAUUUCAUUGAGGUUCUUUUCUCCUACCUUUCUCAAAUUGCAGAAGCUGAGUGUUUAUACUAUUUGAUAUACCAAUCAUGUAUACACUGAAAUUCACCAAGAUCUGUCCAGGAACUGUAUCUUGAACUUCUUAACUGCAAUCUACCUGUGGAUGAGAUACAAGCAUAAAAUCUUCCAUCCUGAAAAUCUUCAUUCUCUUACAGCGUUAAACCUCUU